UUCGGGCACGAGCGUUCGGCGCACACCCCUCUCUCCUCCAUAGGACGGAAGUGGAUUUUUUUCUCAGUCGGAUAAGAGCGGCUCCUGGAGCUGCAGCCCGAGCGACACGCGCCCACAAGAGCGCACACCUCAUGUUUAUGUUAAUGUUAAUUCACCAGAGAGUAAACAACGGUAGCAACGACCAAGCAAGGGACGUAGUUAAGGUCCAUACGGUCGCUGGACCGAGUUUUUCCCGGUUAUAGGGCACUCUUUCCUCACGCCGGCGGAGGAAAAAAACCCUGCGCAUUCCUCCACGCAGAGAGCCCGAGAGGGAGACCAGCCUACGGAGGGGGAAGGAGAGCUGGAGGCGACCUCUUCACAAGGUGGACCGCCGAAUUCACCCACAGAGGCUUGUCACAGAGGUCUUGUCUCAUAUUUGGCCUCUUUCCGUGUUUGUUUUCGAUGCCCUAACGACGGGGGGAACGCCAUGCUUUGAUGAAUAAUUUACAGUCUCUCUGUCCGAGGCUCGCGCUGCGAUUACCAACCAACCGUUGGCUGCGCCCGACGCCGCCUGAACGGGCCCCCAUGGUGGACUAGAGAAAGAUAACACGACGACGACACGGGUCUAAACCGGACUGCAGAAAAUAAAUAAAUAAAAAAGGGGAAUACUUUAGUAGUCCUCUGGGUGCAGUUUAGUAGCGCAGAGCUCCGUAGUCAUGUUGCCGAGUCGGUGGGGGAGGAGAGACGGAGCCCCCAGUACUUCGACGCCGAUCCAGUGUCACUCCAGUUUCGGGUUUAUUUUAUGAGCCUCCACGAAGCACCAUCCGACACUUUCUCUCCACAGAAGCGCCAACAUCGUCCAUUGUCAUCUUGAGUGUCUGAUUUGAAAGAAUGGCGCGGACGCUUCCCCUUUAAACGCCUUACACACCUGAAUUGAUCUAAACAGCCUAAGCAUUUUGGCUUUUUUUUGUUACCUCAGAAACAAUCUUUGAAAAACUGUUUUUGAAGAACCGGCUACCUCCUCGUUUAGCAUCAGGUCAGAGUUAUAUAAUACAGAGAAAAAUCUGUAUGUCGUUUAGCACCGUUUUCACUGUUGAGCUGACUUUGAUACCUCAUGAAUCUACCUCAAUUAGCACAUUGUUUUCUACACAACACGGCGGGCUGAUGUGUCCCCGGAUGAAUACCUCACCCUCACUGCCGCGCGUGUUGUAAACUGAGCCUGUGUUUCGGUAACGCUGCAGAUGGCUUCAUUCCCAGACUCGGACCUGCAGACCUGCCCGCUCUGCAAGGAGCUGUGCGGCUCCUCUGCUCCCAUCUCCUCCAGCUCUUCUACCUCUUCAUCUUCCUCACAUACCUCGUCCUCCUCCAGCCAGACCACCAGGAGACUCCACGUCCUGCCCUGCCUCCAUGCCUUCUGCAGGCAGUGCCUAGAGGGCCAGCGCAGUCCCGGGGACCCGCUGAAGCUGCGAUGCCCCACUUGCGACCAGAAGGUGUCCAUCUCCGAGGCCGGGGUGGACUCCCUGCCUUCCUCCAACUUCCUCUUCAGCAACCUGCUUGACGUGGUGGUGAGCUCCGAGGAGCAGAUCCAGAACAAGAACGGCCACCACCACAGAGGAGGCUUAGGUGGAGGCUCCUCCGGCUUCCAUCACCCCCAUGGAGGCCUGCUGCAUCCGCACCACCUGGGAGAGCCUCAGUGCAGCUCCUGUGAUGAGGAGAACCCAGCUACCUCCCACUGCCUUGACUGCCAGGAAUAUCUGUGUGACAACUGUGUGCGGGCACACCAGCGGGUGCGGCUGACAAAGGACCACUUCAUUGAGCGCUUGGGAGAGAACCUCCACCUGGGCCGGGUCAACGCCAACAGCAACACGGGCCAGCCAGGAGUGUCGGUGUCCCUCGCCCAGUCCCUGCAAAACAACUUUGCCCUGCUGUCACUCUUCCAGGACCGCAUGAGCUUCUGCCAACAUCAUGACAGUGAGGUGUUCCUGUUCUUCUGUGAAACCUGCUCAGUGCCUAUCUGCAGGGAGUGCAGCGCGGGCCGGCACAUGGGCCACACUUUCGUUUACCUGCAAGACGCCGUGCAGGACUGCAGGGCCAUCACCAUCCAGCUGCUGGCAGACGCACAGCAGGGACGACAGGCCGUACAGCUAAGCAUGGAGAAGGUCCAGGCCAUGGCAGAGCAAGUGGAGAUCAAGGCUAAAGUGGUGCAGACCGAAGUGAAGGCCCUUGUUCUGAGACACAAGAAAGCACUGGAGGAGAGGGAAUGUGAACUACUGUGGAAGGUGGAGAAGAUCCGUCAGGUGAAGGCCAAGUCUCUGUACCUGCAAGUGGAAAAGCUGCACCAGAGUCUGACCAAGUUGGACAGCACCAUCGCUGCUGUCAGUCAGGUGCUUGAUGAGGGCCGCCACCUAGACGUGCUGCUGGCCAGGGAGCGAAUGCUCACCCAGAUCCAUGAACUCAAGGCUCUCAGGGGCCUGCUUCAGCCACAAGAGGAUGACCGCUUCAUGUUUACUCCUCCAGACCAGACUCUGUACAUAGCCAUCCAGUCCAUGGGUCUGAUCAGCAGUGGAUCCUUUGCCCCGGUCACCAAAGCCCACGGCGAAGGUCUGAAAAGUGCACUUCGCGGCAAACCUGCCACCUUUUCUGUGAUUGGGUACGACCAUGAUGCCGAGCCACGUCUUUCUGGAGGAGACACUGUGUCUGCAAUAGUCAUGUCAGUUGGUGAUGGCAACCUGUCUGCAGCAGAGGUAACAGACCACCAGAAUGGCUCAUACACCGUCAGCUACAUACCCAAAUGUGAGGGGGAGCACCUUGUGUCAGUGCUGGUGUGUAACCAGCACAUCCAGGGCAGCCCCUUCAAAGUGAUGGUGAAGUCGGGGCGGAGCUAUGGGUCUUUGGGUUCCCAAGUCUCAUCCUUUGGGUGCGAGGGGGAGGGAGAUGGUCAGCUCUGUCGUCCCUGGGGCAUCAGCGUGGACAAGGAGGGAUAUGUGGUGGUGGCUGAUCGCAGCAACAACCGCAUACAGAUAUUCAAGCCUUGUGGUGCCUUCCACCAUAAGUUUGGUUCUCUGGGUUCUCGGCCUGGUCAGUUUGAUCGUCCAGCUGGGGUUGCAUGUGACAGUCAGAGACGAAUCAUUGUGGCUGAUAAGGACAAUCACCGUGUGCAGGUGUUUACUUUUGAGGGCCAGUUCCUGCUGAAGUUUGGGGAAAAGGGUACCAAGAAUGGGCAGUUCAACUAUCCCUGGGAUGUGGCUGUCAACUCUGAGGGUAAGAUCCUGGUCUCAGACACCAGGAACCACCGCGUGCAGCUCUUCGCCCCUGAUGGCUCUUUCCUCAACAAGUACGGCUUUGAAGGGGCCCUGUGGAAACACUUUGACUCUCCCAGAGGAGUGGCCUUUAACCACGAAGACCACCUGGUGGUGACCGACUUCAACAACCACCGGCUCCUGGUCAUCCGGCCAGACUGCCAGUCAGCUCGCUUUCUGGGCUCUGAAGGCACCGGGAACGGGCAGUUCCUGCGUCCACAGGGCGUUGCCGUGGACCAGGAGAACCGCAUCAUCGUCGCCGACUCCCGUAACCACCGAGUCCAAGUGUUUGAGCCCAAUGGAAACUUCUUAUGCAAAUUUGGCACACAGGGGAGUGGCUUUGGACAGAUGGAUCGCCCCUCUGGUGUGGCUGUGACGCCUGACGGAGUCAUUGUGGUCGUUGACUUUGGAAAUAAUCGCAUUCUCAAAUUCUAAAAAAAAAAAAAAAAAAAAAAAAAAAAAAAUUGCAUUCUCUCCCUCCGUUUGCCCCUUUUUGCAGUUUUUUUGAUGAAGGAAAUGGAGGAGAGAGAAUGAAUCAACUGACACAACAGGAGGAGAGCUCAGAGAGGAUUGAGAGCAUGUUGAAAUGAAGGGAAAUUAAAACUAUAGAUAAUUAUUUUUUUCAUUUAUAUUGAUAUUCACCAAAUCAGAUAUCUGUGGUAUGAAUGACAAAGGGGACCUCUACAAAUUGAUAAUCAGUAGAAAAAAGAGCCAUAUUUCCUUUCCUUAGUCUCAGCUGCUCUGAAUUCUCACUGUAAGCUCUCCUUAAUUAUCCAUCUCAGGGAAUUCCUCACUUUUCUUGAAAUCUUAUACCCUCUGCUCCACACCUACCUCAUUUAGCUCUUUAUGAAUGUACUCAUAGUCACUGAGCAGAGGUUUUAGUCCAUUAAGUUUUACAAAGAAGAAAAGUCUACCUCUAUACUUUGUUAUUUAAGAGAGACAAAAAAGAGUAGAUUCUUCAGUUGAUAUUUGCACAGGAUUAAUGGAAUUCUUGCUGUGCAUUUUGAAAUAUGAGUUAAAGUGACCCUCCUGAAUGUUGUUGCUGAGACAAUACUCAGACCACUGUAGAGGCUGCAUGAAUUAUUCUUAUUAGAAGGCUUCGGUCGGAGAGGAAAGUAUGGUACAGUAGUUUCCUUUUCAUGUUUUAGGCUAGUUAGUUUUUUGUUUAUGCAUCGACCCUUGUCUCUUUGUGGCUCUGUGGACUUUGUAGUAUCAUGAUAGCCCUAAGAGGAGUGUAUGAAGCGAUGCCAAACUUGAUAGAAUCAAAAUUAGCUCAGGUCAUGGUAGGACUGAUUAAAAUGAUCAGUACUUUUCAGGCUCUCCCUCUAGCUUUACUGUCUAAUGCUGAUUUGCUGAAUUUAUUGAUUAGCAAAAAUAUAAAGAUUAGGGAAUCAUCUCCAGUAUGUAUACCCUGUAAUAGAAUUAUCCAUAGUGUUUGAUUCCCCCCCCCCCCCAAAAAAAAAAAAAAAUGUUUCUCAUAAGACUGGAUGAACUGAAGUUUUUGACAAAAUUAGACAACAUGUGUUGUUGCUAUCCAGUGAGCUGCAUGAACAACUAAGAUGCAAAGAUUUGUAUGCAAGUAGAGCAGCAUCACCUCCAAAAGGGAGGACUCACCAAAGGAUUUUGGAGAAGAAGCUUCCAAGAUCUGGAUCGAUUAGUGAUCUUAACGUAGAGAUUUAAUCAUACAAUUGAAUGACACCUUUUUGAUGAGGCAUGCUGUGUGACAAAAGCCUCAAACAUAGACAUCUAAUUUGGCUGUCCAGAGGACAUUAAUGAUAUCAAAUUACAGACCUAACAUCACAAACAUCUUCUGGAUUUAGAUUGUGGUUGAAAACCACUCCCUUUGGCUCCUAGGGCCAGUAGUCCUGUCCAGUGAGGGCACCAUCACAAAGCCCUGCCCUAUUUAUUGAUACCUGGAGCUGUGGAGACAUCUCCAGACGCUAGUAGACCGAUUCCUCCAGUAGGCGGUCUAUAGACCAAAGUUAGAAUUUCUGCACAAUGGCCAACUGUAAAUUUGGCAAUUAAAAUAACUAAACCCCUUCUUUAAAAACAUUUUCUUGAAUAAUCAUUGUUGCUGGGAAAUCUAAAGUUCACAAAACUCACAGAGUCAAGUUCAAAGCACUGUCCAUGUUUAUUGUGCAUGAGAACUUUCACAUCCUGCUAAGGCCCUAGCUGUUUGCAGCAGGUUUUGAAGGAAGACCCUUUUUGUCUGUCUGUGGAGAUGUUUGAAUAGAGAACAGAGGAUGCCCGCACCAAAGAGAACCCCCCUCUCCCCCUCACAUUUAUCGCAUCAGCUGAUGCCCAGUUUUAUCAAUAUUAGAUGCCCUGUAGGCUCAAAUUAGCAUCUCAGAUUAGCCUUUGUCUCCCAAUCUAAUCUCCACAGAAGCUAAUAGAUACUAACUCUUUGUGGUGAAAGCAUUGUGGGGUUUUGAAUCCCCUUGCCCUUUGUUCAAUCUGUGUCCCGCUGGAAGCACUAAGACAAUUAAGGUUCUGUUGGCCACUUCCUUAGCCAAGCAAAGAAUCUUGGGACCCAUUAAAAGCGUCACCGACUGGCUCUCACCUCU
Lates calcarifer (barramundi perch) is the source of this 5842-nucleotide messenger RNA. It is a transcript of the gene trim71, whose product is annotated as tripartite motif containing 71, E3 ubiquitin protein ligase. The transcript has 7 exons. Gene Ontology annotation, molecular function: protein binding; zinc ion binding; ubiquitin protein ligase activity. The coding region runs from base 1221 to 3713 and encodes 830 amino acids. The record is from RefSeq and is a predicted model, not a curated record. Lineage: Eukaryota; Metazoa; Chordata; Actinopteri; Centropomidae. Gene Ontology annotation, biological process: protein polyubiquitination; proteasome-mediated ubiquitin-dependent protein catabolic process.